GAACUGGUGUUGAGUUUGAAGUCAUGAAGAGUCAGGAAGAAAAAGAAGAUUUUAUACCUUAUCCUGGAUUUAAGAUCAAGUUGCCCUCUGAAAUUAAGCGUGAAAUAAAUGUUGAUAAUGCUGAUUGCCCGUUACCAUUUAUCAUCGAGUCAACUUUUCAUCAGGCAUUUGCUACAGUUAAGAAAAUACGGGGAAAAUCCAAAACUAAUAAACAUUAUAAAACUGUUCAUUCUGAAUCCGAAUUCCAUGAAAUUAUUGAAGGACAUACGUUUGAAAAUGAACUCUUAAGUCCAUUGAACGAUGCAUUGGCAGCCGAAAGAUUAGCUCUAGAGAAAAGAAAAGAAAAUGAAAGAAAUAUUAUUAGUGAAGACGGAAAAAUUAUUGAAAAUAUGUUUUGGAAUAAGUUAAAAGAAACAUAUAGUGCUUUUGAAGAUUUUAUCUCCACGAGCAAGACUAAUAGCUCCCAUAUGUCAGUUGAUGGAGUUUCAGAAAUCCAAAACGACACAGAUUUAAAAAGAAUUCAUGUUAAAUACCCUAAUAUAAAUAAAAGGAUUAACAGCGCUUUGAAAAUCACUUCAAAAAAUUGGAUAGAGUUGAGAAAAUUGUUUGAAUUUGUCGCACAAAUUAUUGAUACACAAGUUGAAGGAAAUGAAACAAUCCAAGAUAAUAAUGAUAGAAAUGAGGCAAUUAAAGAGUUAUGUAAUUUGUUAGUUGAUCAAGAGAUUGACUUUAACAAACAAAAAACGGAUAGUCAAUUUAUUCAGGACCUCCAUAGUUAUAAAUUUGAGAAUAUUGAUGAAAUCACGAAACAUCGUAUUACAUUUCGUUUUUUGGAUGUAUAUCAAGAAUGGAGAAAUGAUACAUUCUACACAAAGAUGAAAAAAGGCAUACCAAAAUAUUCGGAUCAAUCAAGAGACAUUAAUUCAAGGUUAGAAGAUGAAAGUAAAGUAAAUCAAAAAGAAAUUAAUAAUAGGGAAUUUCCCAGAAUUUGUGAAGCAAUUGAAAAAAAAUAUUCUAACGGUUUCCUACAAUCGCAGUCUCUUGUUACUUAUCAUUUUGAAGAAAUUCAACCUGAACAAUUACAAUAUACAAUCUAUAAUACAAGUCUUGAUCAAAAUGACACUCUGAGUUUGAGGCAGGAUGAAUUACAUGUUUCUAAUCCAACAAUCGAUAUGUAUCAUCAUAAUAAUUGCUUUUCCUUUCUAAUUAAUCCGCAAGCCUAUGAAUUAAGAAAAAUAGCUUUAUUUGAAAACAAUAAAUACUUUAUUGCCCUGUGGAAUAUAAAUCAAAAACGGCUCGAAAUUUAUUACGAAACUUUGAGAAGAACAUUAUAUAAUCCAAUUCAAUUAGAAGAAACAGCAUAUCGAAAACCUAAGACUUUACAUCCAGAAGAACAAUGCCUUAUCGCAGUAAAUGAACCAAAAGGCAUGAUUGGAAUAUAUCAAACCAGAAUAGGGGUGUUAGACGUUUAUGUCAUUGAUGAAAGUCAACAAUUUUAUAAACGAGCUGGAGGUGUUCAAAUUUGUGCAUGGUAUAGUAAUAACAUACCUGAUAUCAAAUUUUUAUUCUUCAUCAAAGACAAAGAAGAAAUUUGUUUUGUACAAAUCGACGGUCAGGCAAGAAUAUUUAAUUUGGUCACCAACCAGUUUUUGCCAGGAACAGCUCAUUUUCCAGUGAAUGCUAGUAAUAUUGUCUGCACUCCAGAUGGCUCUUGUAUUGUAGCUUUUGUUGAAGAAAAUCCAUCAGAAGAAAAUCCAUCAGGAGAAAAUCCAUCGGGCGAAGAUAUGCCUAAUGAACAGGAUAAUGAGUCUGACUUAUCGAUAAGUGAUACAGAGGAUUCAACUAAUGAGUCUAACAACACAAAUGGAUUAGCAAUAAAACGUGCAUAUAUUUAUUUUUCUUCAGGUUUUGGAAGACCAGCUAGUAAAGUAAUUCAAUUGCCCCCAAUUAUAUCAACCUUGGAGUUUAUUCAAUUUUCAUGCUUAGAAAAUCAAGUUAAUCUUACAGCUUUCGAUAUACAUGCAGGAGUAGCAAUUAAAAAUUAUUCUCAAGAUAUGGAACUGGAAGGCAAUGAUACUUCAUUUAUGCGUGAUGUCAAAAAAGGUGAAAAUUUUGUUAUCAUGGGAGAAAAAAGAAUUGUUUUGAAAGUAUAUUCUGAUACGAAGCUGAAAGUUUCUGGGACUUUUCAAUGUAUGAUUGGCAUUGAUUCUUGGAUGGAAUUUCGUAUUGAACCUAAAACGAAGCUUAGUGGAUUCAUCAAUGCAUAUAAAUUAAUGUUUGAAAAGUAUCCUAUUGAUAAUAUUAUAGAUCCAGAUCAAAAUCGCACAUUGAAUUUACAAAUAGCAUUAGAUUUAAAGGACAAUGAAAAGAUAUCAAAUUAUGAAAAUAAAUUUCAAGACUAUGUAGCAGAUAUGUUUGAAGAAUUAAAAAGAUCAACAAACAAACCUGCAACUUCUAUAAAGCGUUUUGGAUGGUAUGAGGGAAUAUUUAAAUAUUUUGGCGAUAAGCCUGUAAAAGUUGUUUCGAGCAUGGGAGAACAGUCUUGUGGAAAAUCAUAUAUGUUAAAUCAUUUAAUUGGAACAACAUUUGAUGGCUCAGCAAUGCGCUGUACUGAAGGACGAUUACCAAAAAAUGUAUCUAUGUCGCCUUGGAUUUCGAGGGACUUAAAUCUCUUGAACGGUCACCACAAGAAGAAUCAAUUUGCUGUCAACAGGGAUAUGUCAACAAUGUUUCAAAGAUUCCAAGAUGGUGCUACAUUAUUAAACGAUGAAAAAAUAUUCCAGGCAAAACUUUGCAUCAUAAUUAAAGAUGUACCUAAACAAGAUCGUGAUGGGAUUUUAUCAGAAUUUUCUCUGAGAUUCAAGACAAUGGUUAUGCAGGAGGGAGAAAAUAACUUUAUAAUAAAAAUGUAUCCGGGUGGUUUAAAUAUAAAUCCUUGGCCAAUGUUUAACAAUCCUGAGUGGUUUAAGAGUUUAAGAGAUAUCAAAAAGAUGCUAGAUAAACAAGAUGCAAAAUAUGCGAAUGCGCGAACAUUUUUGCAAAAUACAAAAGUAUCUAUGGCCAAAUUAAAGGCAAAUGAGAAUUUGGUACAAAUACGUGUAUCUACAUUGAAAAGACUGCUUGAUAUUGCAAUAUCUCUUGGUAUCGAGGAAAAAACUAAUACAAUAGAACAUCUGACGAAUCGUGAUACUGGUGAAAUAAUUCCUGAUCAAGUUAUAAAUCUAACUGAAAUUUAUGAUGAAAUUAAAGAUGAAUGUGAUUUGAUUUUAGAUUCAGAUCUUCGUCUUUUAGAUGAAAACACAGAUUUCGUACCAUUAUCAGCCGAUUUGAGAAUUUACUUUGAAGAUAAAGUACAAAGUCGCAGAGAUUGUUCUAAUGAUGCUGUAUGGUUUGAAAAAUUAUCAAAAUUCUUUAAAUUUAUUAUUCAACGGCGGAUUAAUCGAGCACAAGAAUGGUUUCAACAAAAUACCAGCAAGUUUUCACCUGAUAAUAGUGAUGUUAAAGAUGGUGCAUAUGCACUAGAACAUAUAUGUCAAUCAAAACGUCAUAAUUGCGGUGCACCUUGUUCUCUGCAAGCUAAUACCAAAAAGGGUUUUUAUAAAUGCCCUAAUAAAUGCAUUAUUCCUUGUGAGGAUGAACAUGAACAACACUGUUGUGAAAAUGACUCUGCAUGUCCGAUUCAAUGUCCAAUUCCCGAUUGCCAGCGACGAUGUCAGAGUACAGACCACUUUCAUGCUUUGCAGCCACAACAGAUUCAUUUUUGCGGUAAUGAGCAUCAAUGCCAAGAAGAUUGUCAAGAACUAGGAGUUUGCAGAGUUAUAACUGAACCGAAAAAACAGGAAGAAGUUUAUCAAGGUUUAGUGCAAGGAACUUCUUUUACAUUUACCAAGUAUAUUCAAUUAAGUGAAAGGGUUAAAUGCUGCAAGAAAAUUCCACCUAAUGCCUUUCAUCACGAGGGAAAGCAUUCUCAUGAAGAAAAUGGGUUUCACUUUUGUGACGCCAAAUGUCAAUUUUGUGAAUACUAUUGUAUUUUACCGUAUGGACACCCACAAGCGCUACAUGAAACUAAACAUGGAAAUAUGACUCAGACAGAAUUUACUUCAGAAGAAAAAGAAUUCGUUUACAGAGGCCAUAAAUUUAGAGCAGGCGAUCAUGGAACAUUUGUGCUUUGUAACUUGUAUUGCAAAGAAUUUGGACGUCAUCGUCAUAUAGACUAUUGUCAAGAUGCUUCAACAUGUAAACCUAGUGCAAAUAAGCAACAUAUUGAUGAUCCUUAUUCGGCUCAAGAACAAGAAAUAUUUGAAAAAUGUGAUCAUGAAUGUGCUGAUGAAAUACAUAAGCCAACUAAAGGAUCAAAUGUUGUACCUAACAGAUCAUUUUGUGAACUACCAUUGUUUAAUGCACCUCUCAAAUUAUCUGAUGCACCACCAAAUGGUAUUGGAUAUAUUUCUCUUGGUGGACAUCACUUUAAAUGUGAUAACCCUGCAAAACGAGAGGGUUCAUUCCAUAUUAUUUUUACAAUUGAUCGAUCUGGUUCUAUGGAUAGUAGUGAUAAGAAACCAAUAACAAAUACUCCAGUUUAUAAUCUUUUAAAAACUAACCAUGACAACAGAACAGGUGCAGUAUAUAGUGCUGUUUAUUCGUUUAUGGAAACAAGGCUAGCUGCACAAGCAAGGUCGAAAUCUACUAAUAAGGAUACAAUAUCACUGAUUCUUUUCGAUCAUGAAGUCAUUGUACCAUUCGAGAAUCAUGUACUUACAGACUCUAAGUUGAUGCUAAAUCAGAUGCUACCACAUAAAGCACGUGGUGGCACUGACUUUAAUCUUGCGAUUCAAAAAGCAGGAAGCCUAAUUAAUAACUAUUUUGAUACAGCAAGAGCAAAUGUAAUUAUAUUUCUUUCUGAUGGUGGAUGUAGUACACCGAAAGGUCAACUUGAACAAAUUUGUAAAUAUAAUAACGAUAAAGGAAAUCCAUUGUAUCUUAUAACUGUCUUAUUUGCUGGUGGAAAUGAUAGUCCUUCCUUAAGAGAAAUGGCUGGGAUUGCAAGUCGAUAUCAUCCAGCAAACACUAUUGUAAAUGCUUUGCGUUGUCAAUUCACUAGCGUUAUGACUGAGAUUAAUUUAGUCAAUACAUUUACUAGCGUUGCAGAAAGCUUGAGAGCACAUAAUCCUUCAUUGAUGAAAAAACUUUAG
This is a messenger RNA of Dentiscutata erythropus, 5192 nucleotides long. NCBI's taxonomy places the organism in Eukaryota, Fungi, Glomeromycota, Glomeromycetes, Diversisporales, Gigasporaceae. The record is from the annotation of a GenBank genome assembly.